Cuscuta epithymum is the source of this 864-nucleotide messenger RNA. Lineage: Eukaryota; Viridiplantae; Streptophyta; Magnoliopsida; Solanales; Convolvulaceae. The record is from the annotation of a GenBank genome assembly.
GACACACCAAGAGAGGAAGAAAACUCUGCAAACCACCAUCCUCCAUAGCUAAUUCGAGCUCAAGCAAAGGAGUUCCAAGGAGGAAGAUUAAAGAAGGGAAAAGCUAGGAAAAAGUGUGAAAAUUAAGGAACUUGAUUGGGUAUUUUUAGAGCUUCGCCGGAGUUUCGCCGGAAUUGGUUAAAGUUCGCCGAAGUUGGUCAAAGUUCGCCGGAAUUCGCUAAAGUUCAAUCGGGAAGCGUAGAACGCGCUAAGGACUCACUUAAGACUGAAAUGGCUGCCAACACUCCAAUCAACAUGAUCUUCGCUAGGGAACAAUGGAUCCCAAUCAAGGAAAACAACUCACAGUUGGACCCUGAGGUGUUCUCAUGCCAAGAUGACGUGGUCGUCUCAAUUCUCAAAGGCCACAAGCUGUGGAAGGCACUGAGCAAGAACGCUGAGGUCCCUCAGGUGUAUCUCCAACAAUUCUGGGGUACACUUGACAAGGACGUGGAUGCAAAUGGCAGGCAACUCGAUGAUGUACUAGCUGCCACAAUUUGCAACACCAGAGUCACAAUCACGAAAGAGCUCGUCCAACAAGUGCUACAGAUCCCGGAGGAGGAACAUUAUGAUGCAUUGGCUUCAGAAGCGCAAAUCUUUGAGGACAUGAUCACACUAGGCCACGCUGAACCUCUCCGGUUGAUGUCCGCGAUCAAGACAGCACGAUUUCCACGACCAUGGAGGACACUUAUGGCUACACUGAACAAGUGCUGCACAUCCAAGCAUAGCGGCUUCGACAAAUGCAGCGGUUACCUCGUUUACAUCUUCCACGGCAUCGCUUUCAUGAAGAACUACGACUUCACCUCACUAAUCUGGGGUGACAUUCUG